CCCAACGACACACAUGAGUCCACACCCCAAGUCGGCCAAGAACGUCGGGUUCCGCGAUCUUGUCAACGGCGGCAUCUUGCAAUGCCUGGAAGCGGCCUCUCUUGGCAUGCCGUUUGAAGUGUGGAAGACGCGCAUGGGUAGCUACCGCACUGAAACGACUCUGGAAGCGUUUGGCAACAUCUACAAGCAAGGCGGGGUGUCUGCGUUUUGGGCGGGAACUGGCGCUAAGAUGGUGGAGUCCGCGUCCAAGGGAGCUAUCCUUUUGUUCUCGAAGGAAGCCAUCUCGGACUCGUUGCUUGCCAGUGGCGUCGGAGAGACCGUGACCGGGUUUGCCGCUGGUGCUGGUGGUGGGGUGUGCCAAGUUGUUGUGAUGGGACCUUGCACGUUCCUCGUCACCGCCGCUGUCAACGGUGACAAGAGCAUCUCGACCACACAGCGGAUCAAGAGCGUGUACGCCGCCAAGGGGAUCAAGGGCUUUUACCCCGGUGGCAGUGCCAUUGCGUUUCGUCAAGCGACCAACUGGGCGUCGCGCCAAGGGUUCACGGAAUUGGUUCGUGGCCAAUUCAAGGUCAUCUUCCACGGCGACGAGAACGCCAAGCUCACCGUCGCGCAAGAAGCCGGGUCCGGUAUUAUCGGUGGCGCAUUGGCGUGCUGGAACCACCCAUUCGAAGUGGCGCGCAUCCAAAUGCAGACUGCCGCCGAACGCGGCGAGCCCAAGCAAAGCAUGAUCCAAGUGUUCAAGACCGUCACCAAGGAGAACGGCAUCGGCGGUCUCUUCAAGGGCAUCGUCCCGCGCAUCGGGCUCGGCAUUUGGCAAACGCUGUUCAUGGUGACGGGUGCUAAGUUGGUCAAGCAGGCGCUGGACGGUGACAAGAAGUAGAUAAGUAGGCAAAUCAAACAAUGAUAUCAUGCAACGA
Aphanomyces invadans is the source of this 917-nucleotide messenger RNA. RefSeq lists its product as hypothetical. The coding region runs from base 14 to 880 and encodes 288 amino acids. Gene Ontology annotation, biological process: alpha-ketoglutarate transport; mitochondrial citrate transmembrane transport. Gene Ontology annotation, cellular component: mitochondrion. Gene Ontology annotation, molecular function: tricarboxylate secondary active transmembrane transporter activity. NCBI's taxonomy places the organism in Eukaryota, Oomycota, Saprolegniomycetes, Saprolegniales, Verrucalvaceae. The transcript has a single exon. The record is from RefSeq and is a predicted model, not a curated record.